Messenger RNA from Linum trigynum, 6625 nucleotides. Lineage: Eukaryota; Viridiplantae; Streptophyta; Magnoliopsida; Malpighiales; Linaceae. The record is from the annotation of a GenBank genome assembly.
GAUAGAUAGAUAGAUUAACUAUACUUUUGCAUUGUUGACCUAAAGUGAUAAUGAUAAUAAAUAACAUCUAUCGUGAAUUCAUAAUCCAAAUUUCAACACAUGAUUUAAAAAAAAAUGUCUACAUCCAAUUAGCAAGUACGAACUAUCAAGACAUCAAACACAACAAUCACCUUCCCUAUCUAAAUACCCACUUUUCCAUCCACAUCUAAGCUGUUGAUGUCGGGGUUGUAGCUGACGUUUUUUUUUUUAUGCAUGGCAUCGGAGUCGGUCGACGACCAUCUUUCAUCAAGAUCACCAUCAUUCACAAACAUCGAAGAAAAAAAGAUCAAUAGGGUGCGAGGUUCUCUCUGUCGACUGCAAAGGGGAGUCGAAGAAUGACUUUCGGGUUUUGACUCUUAAACACAAUUGAGACUUUGGGAUGAGGGUUGUUUACAACAGGUGGAAAUUGGGAUGUUUGGAAUUGCAAAUUUGGUUGAAUUUAAAUUUUGAAACUUUUUUUCUUAGCCAAAGCCCAAGAUUAUGUUGUUAUACUAUUAUAUGUGCUUAUCGAUUUUCUUAUCAAUUAACAUUAGCCAACUAUUCUGUUGGUGAUUAACCACUAAGCAAAAUAUAGCUAGCCACAAACAAAUCACUAAAGAAAUUAUAGAUUAUCAGCAAACCACUAACCAUUUAAUCGAUUCUAUUAUGGAAUAACAUAUACCAGCUAACAUCUUGUCCUCAUUAAUCCACAUUUAGUGUGGGUUCAUUAAUUAAAGUACAAUUUCUGCCCAUGGGCAACAGACCGAGGUAAAUGGAAGAGACACAAUGAAAAGGAAAAAAAUACUCGGUUUCUCUUCUUUUUCUUUCGAAUCUGAUGGGAGAGACUGCGAUGAACAACAUUGAAUGAGUUCAGGCUAGAUUGAAGGUUCUUAACGAAAAUCGGAUUCCUGACAAUAUGCAUACAUACAUCUAUAUUUUGGUGUUACUAUAAACAAUAGAAUUUCCCACAGCCUAAAAACUGUUUUCCUUCUUCUCUUUUCCUUGCCUUCUUGGCUUUCUUCCUCUGCUAUCUGAAAUUCUUCAACAGGUGGGAAGAAGUGGAAGGACUCGACAAGCUGCUCGUUGCACCUGUAGUAGAAGAAAAUGGAAGGUGUGCCCAUCAAAGUCUUGGCAGCACUCUUGAGAACUGCAUCGGGACUGGUGGUACUAGUACUUCUCGUUGGAGAAUCCCACAGCCGAAAUGGACUGAUGCAGUUUGCUGAAGAUAACAUGAAUUGGCGGAUACCAAGUGGACUGUACUCUUUGCUGAAGAUCACUAUCAGGUUGCACGAGAUCACAACUUAGGAAUGGAAGAUCCAAGCUUGCGAACCGUGGAGGCUCGUAGCAUAAAAGAUCCUGUAUCAUCGCCUUGUUGCUGAUCUAGUCCACCAUCAUUCAUCUUCUGCAAAUCUGAAGCUUCUUCCAAACAUGAUUCUGCUUGCAUCAUAUUCCCACCACCACCAUCACAGGAGUGCAUAACACUUGCUAUGAGAUCUUCACCAUCACAGGUCAAUGGCUAGGCAUUGUUCAUGAAAAUAGCAUGUGGAAUGGCUCAGGUGAGGUGAGUAUCAUGCUCAUGCCUGCAUUCAUUGAUGCUCUCAUUCGAUUAUAUUAUUCGUCGUCUUUGUAUUGAGAUUCGUUGAUGUGUCAUAAAGAUGCCUUGACAUUAGUGCAGCGUUCAGUACUGGCCAACUGGCAUCUCGAUUUUCUGCUACCAUGUGCACAUUCUCAGUCAACGUUUAGAUAUCCCCACCGGGAUCUUUUGAUCAAGCCGUGUAUGUAGAGUAAGUGGGUUUUGGAUCAUAAUCCUCUCUUGUGCUUUCUGCAAAACCUUCUGAUCCCAUUUUUCUUGCAUCUUCCUCCUCCUUCCUUCGCCUUUGGACCCCUUUUUCUUCAAAAGGUCUCUGCCAAAGAUGGCAUUUGCUGUUGCUGAAGCGAUCCUCAAGAAGUUGGCUCCCCUUGCUGCUGAGCAAGCAGGUCUCCUCUGGAGCUUGAAGAGCGAUUUCCUGAAACUGAAGAGCACGGUUUCCUCCAUCAAGGCCGUGCUGUUGGAUGCUGAGGAGCAAUCGGGUCUGAACCAUCAGAUUCGAUUAUGGCUCGAUAAUUUGAAACAGGUCCUUUAUGAUGCUGAUGACUUGCUGGAUGAUUUCUCCACGGAGGCUCUGUUGAAGCUGCGGAGGAACGAUGGGAAUCGCUGUCUGAACGAGGUAUGCCUCUUCUUUACGCGUUCCAACCAAUUGGUUAGUGGUCUUGUGAUGGCACAUCGGUUGAAGGCCAUCAGGAUCAAGCUGGAUGAGAUUGAUGAGAAUCGGAGGAAGUUUAAUCUCGAAACGCGCCUUCGAGAUCCGGCUGCUGCUGCUGCUGCGAUCAAGCACGAGAGGCAGACUGACUCCUUUGUUCCAUAUGGAUUUGUUGGGAGGGAGGAAGAUAAGAAGAAAAUAAUUGGUAUGCUAUCAUCCACCAACAAUGAGCAGAAAAUUGAGGUUAUUCCUAUUCUCGGAAUGGGGGGUCUCGGGAAAACCGCUUUGGCUCAGUGUAUCUACAAUGAUAAGGAUGUGUCUGCUUGUUUUCAGUUAAAAAUUUGGAUAUGUGUGUCGGAUAAUUUCGAUCAAGUACUAUUGGUCAGGAAGAUGUUGGAGUCUAUAACCCGACGUAAAGUAGAAGAUCUUGACUUGGACAUCUUGAAAGGGGAACUUAAGAAGGAGAUGGAUAAUAAGAGGUUCUUGUUAGUGCUGGAUGAUGUUUGGAAUCAUGGUGACUACAAGGGCAAUUGGGAUAGCUUGAUGAGUUUUUGGUUGCAGGUCGGGGCAGUUGGUAGCAAAGUUAUCGUCACUACCCGUCUUGGAGAUAUCGCGAAUCACUUCGCAACGAAGGGGAUUAAACCACACAACCUAAAAGGUUUAUCUGAGGAAGAAUCGUGGUUUUUGUUUGAACAAAUAGCAUUCGAGGGUGAAGUGGAAGGUGGUGAAAGAUUUGUAGACAUAGGAAAAGAGGUCAUGAGAAAAUGUGUGGGAGUUCCUUUGGCCAUAAGGGUGAUUGCCAGUGCCCUAUCGUCUAAGAGCAACAUUGUUGAUUGGGAGGCUAUACGAGAUAAACAAGCAAUGUUUGAUGGGGAUGACGAGAGAAAGAUUUUGGGUACUCUUAAAUUGAGUUAUGACAACCUGCCUUCUGAAUUGAAAGUGUGUUUUGUCUAUUGCAGCUUGUUUCCGAAAGAUUCUAAUAUUGAUGUGAAAUUGUUGGUGCAAAUUUGGAUGGGGCAAGGAUUUAUCAACUCUAGUCAAUCGUCAUCUGCUUCAUUUGAGGUUGGAGUUGAAUAUUUCAAGAGUUUGUUGUCUAGGUUCUUUUUUCAAGAGCCGGAAAGUGAUGCAUGGGGGAAUGUAAAGUGGUGUAAGAUGCAUGAUUUGAUGCAUGAUGUAGCCCUGGGGAUUGCAAGUGAGGAGAUCGUAGCUUUAAAAGCUUUAGACUCGAUGGAAGGUCUUGUCAAUUCUAAUAGGCUUCGACACUUAUCAUUUGAUUUUGAAGAAAAACCGACAGAGACAUGGAAAGCUCUAGAUGCGUUGGCUAGUGCAACAGUACUGCGAACUUUUCUUCCUAUAAAUAUGCCUUUUGCUGAGCUUAACUGUGAGAUGAUCUUCUCAAAUAAUACUAGGCUGAGAGUUUUAAGUCUCCACGGUGCUAAACUGGAGAGUGUGCCCCGCUCCAUCCAUAACUUGACACAUCUCAGGUACCUAAAUCUUUCUCACAAUCAUAUGGAGGUGCUUCCCAACGAGAUUACGGUACUAGUAAAUUUACAAGUGCUCAUACUUGAUUAUUGUGAGAAUCUCAAGCAAUUGCCAAGAGAUAUUGUGAAAUUGACAGAUCUCGAGUUUCUUAGCCUCGUUGGGUGUUCGAGUUUGAAAGGCUUGCCACUUGGUAUCGGACGGCUCACUCGCUUAAGAGAAUUAUCCCUGUUCAUUGUGCCACCUGCAUCAUACUAUUCACAUGAAGCAGUCGCUGCUAGAAUCAGCGAGCUGGAGCAUCUCGACAAUCUAAGUGGGAAAUUGAAGAUCAUAAAUCUGGAAUUGGUGAAAGAUGAGGCUGAAGUGAAGGCAACAAGUUUGUUUCGGAAGCAACAUCUUCAAGCCUUGACAUUGAAGUGGAGCUUACCGAGACGAGUUUUUGCUGGCAGGGAUGUUGGGGUAGCAAAGGCGUUGGAGCCACAUAAUAAUUUGAAGGAGCUAGAGUUGGUUGGUUAUGGCGGUCACAGUCUACCUAGCUGGGUCUCUACUACUCUCCAGAAUCUGAUUCGCUUGACAUUGUUUAAUUUAGGUCGCUUAAAGUACAUAGAGGAUGACGCUGGGCAGUUUCUUCCCCGCUUGAAAUCCCUCCGCAUUAUCAACUGCCCUAGGCUAGUAAGCUGGAGGUCAACCACAGAGAUAGAAAUGCCGCAGUUCCCUUCUCUUUCACAUCUCUACAUUGAGAAGUGCCCGAAACUGGUACGGCUUGCUCAUUUUUCGGCGGAUAUUGAAAUGGUUCACUUAAGAUAUGUUGACCGCAAACUGUUGGACCAGUUUGUUGCCUCACUUCCACCACCCAGCUCCCCUUCGCGGCUCAGAGAACUGACAAUCGAGGGGAUAAGAGGCCUUCGAAUUUUGCCGCAAGGUUUACUCCCACAUCUUGCAUCCCUUGAAGAAUUGUGGAUAUGGGAUUGCCCGAAUCUUAUGAAUCUGUCUCCACCGGCUACUAGUCAACAACAACAUCUCACUUCCCUCCAGUUCUCUGCCCUUCCAAACCUCCGUGAAUUUUAUAUCCGGGGACUUCCAAGGAUGAAGAGUCUACCAGAGUGGCUUCAACAUUCCUCUAACUUGCAGAUGUUGCGGAUACGUAGGUGUGGCGGUCUCAAGUGCUUGCCAAAAUGGCUGCCCAAGCUCACAGCGCUAGUUACUCUGGAGGUGAAAGACUGUCAUUUUCUAUCAGCCAGGUUGAGGAGUAGAACGGCCGAGGACUGGCCCAAAGUUGCUCACAUUCGGAAGAUUGAUAUUAAUUACACCACCGUUCAAGAGGAUGGUAACUACUUGAGUGUAGAAGAACCAGCAGAUGAAAACCAACUUCAAGAACAAGAAGCAAGUGGAGGAGAAGAAGAAGAAGAAGAAGAAGAUGCUAGCGAAGGCGAGGGAGAAGAAGACGAUGAUCAUGAGGGCGAGCUCGAGGAAGAAGCAGAAGGACUACCCUUGGGCAUUCCGUCUCCAAGGAUGUGGUCAGAUUGCAUUGCGAGACUCACUUGUAACCUAUUCCAGAGAUGCUUUCUCGGCUAGUUAGCAAACGUUCUCUCUCGGGUAUUUUGACGCAUACAUACGAGACUUAUCGCAACCUGCAUGCAUAUCCGACAAACUAGUGAUCAGUAUUCGCGGUCUGCAGAGUUAUUUGUGAGACCUCUGUGACGUACAAGCUUGUUCUCUUGGACCAAAUUAGACAAUUUCACUCCAUGUUUCUUGGCAAUAGUUGCAUCUUGCUUGUUUUCUACCAGCUUGAACUUCCACCAUGUGGUGACUAGUUCUGUUCUUAUCUCUUUCUUUGUAACCUUCAUUGUAGAUUCGGUUUUGGUUUCAUCAAUCCUCUUAAAACCAAAGAAAACGCAGACACAAUCGAAAUAGGACCGAGACUAGAUGUACUUUCAAUUCGACUCUGGUCCUCAUUGUUCCUUUAUCUUUAUUCCAGUCCUAUUCUGGACGGGGCCGGACCAAGCAUGCUCAGUUCAUUUGUUUUAUAGUAUACAUGGUUGUCUCACUUUGCUAUUAUAGAACAAAUCUCCUUGAGCUGCAAAAAGUUUCAGAUGUUGGCAGAGAUGUGUCAGAGUUGUGUUGAGUUGAUUCAACUUGUUAAUCUCAUAUGGAAUCAGUCAUUUGUGCAGUUGGGAGAGGAUGAAGCCAUUGCAACUUGCAUAAAUCCCUCUUCCUUAUGCCGUGGACAGUGAAGAAUUCCGCGCGCGAUGGUUUCAACAGAGUAGCAUGUGUGUUUUUGUUACAAAGUACGAUCCAACUUUGUUUCUGUAAGUGUGUCUGAUUGCCUUCAAAUUUCUGUUCUUGUUGUUUUGUCCAAAAAAGGGGAAUAUCUUGCUUUUCCUUUGCGAUUCCAACUGUAUUCGAGUGUAAAGAAAAGGAACAGGUACGGGCAAGAAGAUGAGGAGUGGAGCAUUUUGUGUGAUUUUGUGUACAUACAAAACAGUAAUUUGCUUGCCAGUUUGUAAGGCUGUGUUUGAUUUUUGAUAAUUAGCCCCAUGUAGUAGGGACUGGACUGAUAUUAUUAGAAGUGAAGUUCAGUGUGUUUGAUCAGUUAAGCAUUAGCAGGAAUUUUAAUCCCAACUAGCUAAGAACCACGACGACAUGUGCACGAGACGACGAGGGCACGUGCUACUCGUCAAUGAGGUCAUGUCAUGCCACGAGAAGACAGUCGUUAAGCCCCGAGAUGGCAUGGGCACGAUCACGAGUGGACAUGGGCGUGAGUUGAUAGGGAGGUGGCCUUCUUACCAUUGUGGGGCGGGCUAGCUCAUGGUCACAAAAGCCAGUGUGGCUGGUCCACGCCCCACGGUAAAGGUUGGAACGAGACAAAAUGAAAUCAACAAGGUUUA